UCCACCACGGCCGCACUAUAUUCUAGUUUUUAUAUAAUUAUUUUAAAUUACUUAAUCAUUUUAGAAUUUUUCAUCUAGAGUGUCAAUCUGAUACUAGAAUAAUUUAGAAAUUGUUUGUAUAAUUUGAUUAUGAAUUUUGUGAUUAUAAAUUUUAAUCAUUUAAGAUAACCUUACUACUAAUUUUUAACUUAGGUUUUUAUACAAAUGAAUAUAGCUAAUAUCUUUAUUUUUUUAGCUCUCUCUCUUAUAACUAGCUUUCAUUUCGUCCAUGCACAAAUAUUAUACACAUGGUCUCAAGUUAUCCCAGAAAAUAAACUAAGCAUACGCGCAAUUACGGACAAUGACAUGUGUCCCAUUGUUUAUGUUGAUGGCGAGGAAACAGAAAUGCUGAAUCGCAGCUCAAUUAACAAUGGUGAUCAUAACGAAACAGUUUGUGAACUGACAGUACAAACAAGUGCCAAAAACAUUAGUAUUGAGGAUCUACGGGUUCCUAUAUUACCAAAAAAGGUUAAUAAAAUUGCUUUCAUUGGUGACACAGGCUGUAGAAUAAAUAUGUUAUUUCAGCAGGAAUGUAAUUCGGUAGAUAGCUGGCCUUUAAAAAAAAAUUUAGAUUCAAUCGCCCUUCAUAAACCAGAUUUAAUUAUCCAUGUUGGUGAUUAUCAUUAUAGACAAACAAAAUGUAGAAAUACAAAAAAGUGUGGCGAUAUUUAUGGAUAUAAUAAAGAAGUUUGGUACGCUGAUUGGUUUGAGCCUGCAAAGGAUAUUUUAUCACAAUCCCCUUUCCUUUUUGUUCGUGGAAACCAUGAGAGUUGUGAUAGAGCUUAUGAAGGAUGGUUCAGGUAUCUAGAUUCAUACCCCUUUUCGUCUGAAAAAUGUGGAAACUUCGUUUCUAGUUGGUCCUUAGAUGCUGGACCGAUGAAAUUUUUUAUCUUCGACUCUUCAUCCGGUGAGGAUAUUUUUACAACCCAAAGCACAAUUGAUGCUUUUGAGAGGCAAUUUGAUAAAUUGAUACAAAAUAGUUCUGACAAGCCCAUGUGGUUUUUAACUCAUAAACCGCUUUGGAGAUCUCCAAAAAAAGAAUUUUUGACAUUAAAAAGCCAUGGUAAUCUUACACAAAUCGAAGCUUUUGGAGAUAAAUUUCCAAGCAAUGUUACUACCAUAGUUUCUGGCCACAUUCAUAUAGCCCAGAUUUUAUUAAUGGAUAAUGUUCCAGACCAAAUUAUAGUUGGAAACGGUGGUGCAUCAUUACACGCUCAAGAUCAAGAAUCUGUUUAUCAAAAUGUAGAAUUUGACUAUUUAAAUGGUAAAAACUACUUAGCACACGAGGUUAGAAACUUUUUUGGCUUUGGCUUUGCAAUACUAAAUUUAGAUGAUCACGAAUUUACCUUCUAUAAUCAACACAAUAAGGAAAUGUAUUCUGCGAAGCUAACAGAAGAUUUUAAACUUAAACGGAUUAAAACUAUAGUCGAUUCAUUUUAGGAUUUGUUAUUAGCUAUUUUAAAAACGCUAC
This is a messenger RNA of Drosophila ananassae, 1510 nucleotides long. RefSeq lists its product as uncharacterized. The transcript has a single exon. Gene Ontology annotation, molecular function: hydrolase activity. Bases 205 to 1479 code for a protein of 424 amino acids. NCBI's taxonomy places the organism in Eukaryota, Metazoa, Arthropoda, Insecta, Diptera, Drosophilidae. The record is from RefSeq and is a predicted model, not a curated record.